GCGGCGGCGGCAGCGGCGGCGGCGGCUGCGGCGACCACUGCUGCAGUGACGGUCUGGAAGCGGCAGCAGAGGAGGAGGAGAGCACUGGCCGCAGGUCAACAAAACCCAGUUACUUAAUUGCUGGAUCUUCCCUGCCAACAUGGGGGAGCUUUUCCGCAGUGAAGAGAUGACGCUGGCACAGCUUUUUCUGCAAUCUGAAGCUGCUUAUUGUUGUGUCAGUGAAUUAGGAGAACUUGGGAAAGUUCAGUUUCGGGAUUUAAAUCCAAGUGUCAAUGUAUUCCAACGGAAAUUUGUUAAUGAAGUUCGGAGAUGUGAAGAAAUGGACCGUAAACUCCGGUUUGUUGAGAAGGAGAUAAGAAAAGCCAAUAUUUCUGUCCUGGACACAGGUGAAAACCCAGAGGUGCCUUUGCCCCGGGACAUGAUUGACCUAGAGGCAAACUUUGAGAAGAUUGAAAACGAACUGAGAGAAAUCAACACAAACCAGGAAGCUUUGAAGAAAAACUUCCUGGAACUGACGGAAUUAAAAUAUAUACUACGCAAAACUCAGCAGUUUUUUGAUGAGGCUGAAUUGCAUCAUCAGCAGAUGGCGGAUCCAGAUCUGUUGGAGGAGUCAUCAAACCUGCUGGACCCAAAUGAGAUCGGGAGAGGCACACCCUUACGACUUGGCUUUGUGGCUGGUGUGAUUAACCGAGAGCGCAUGCCUACUUUUGAGCGUAUGCUGUGGAGAGUAUGCCGGGGGAAUGUAUUCCUGCGUCAAUCUGAAAUCGAGAACCCCCUGGAGGAUCCUGUGACUGGAGACAACGUGCACAAGUCUGUAUUUAUCAUUUUCUUCCAAGGAGAUCAACUAAAAAAUAGAGUCAAGAAAAUCUGUGAAGGGUUUCGAGCUUCACUCUAUCCCUGCCCAGAGACACCACAGGAGAGAAAGGAAAUGGCGUCUGGAGUUAACACCAGAAUCGAUGACCUUCAAAUGGUUCUGAACCAAACAGAGGAUCAUCGACAGAGGGUCCUCCAGGCAACUGCUAAAAAUAUCCGUGUUUGGUUCAUCAAAGUUCGGAAGAUGAAGGCCAUCUACCAUACCCUGAACAUGUGUAACAUUGAUGUAACCCAGAAGUGUCUGAUUGCUGAGGUCUGGUGUCCUGUCACUGAACUAGAUUCUGUUCAGUUUGCUCUCAGGAGAGGCACGGAGCGCAGUGGUUCUACAGUGCCCUCCAUUCUGAAUAGGAUGCAGACAAACCAGACUCCUCCAACUUACAACAAAACCAACAAAUUUACAUUUGGCUUUCAGACCUUGGUAGAUUCUUAUGGCAUUGGAAAAUACCGGGAGAUCAAUCCAGCUCCCUAUACCAUCAUCACUUUCCCUUUCCUAUUUGCUGUCAUGUUUGGAGACUUUGGCCAUGGGAUUUUGAUUACUCUUUUUGCUGUGUGGAUGGUGCUGCGAGAAAGCCGAAUCCUCUCCCAGAAAAGUGACAAUGAGAUGUUUAGCACUGUGUUUAAUGGCCGGUACAUCAUUCUGCUGAUGGGUAUAUUCUCCAUCUAUACUGGACUUAUCUACAAUGACUGCUUUGGCAAAUCAAUUAAUCUAUUUGGGUCAUCUUGGAGUGUCCGAGCAAUGGUACAGAAUAAUUGGACGAAAGACGAAAUAACUCAGAAUCUAGUACUCCAGUUAGACCCGGCGGUCAAAGGUGUAUUCUCUGGACCCUACCCUUUUGGCAUCGAUCCGAUGUGGAACUUGGCUCCGAAUAAAUUGAGUUUCCUUAACUCGUAUAAGAUGAAAAUGUCUGUCAUCCUUGGUAUUAUCCACAUGGUAUUUGGUGUUUCUCUCAGCCUCUUCAACCAUAUCUAUUUCAGGAAGCCUAUGAAUAUCUACCUUGAAUUCAUUCCUGAAAUUAUCUUCAUAACCUCAUUGUUUGGCUACUUGGUCAUCCUCAUUUUUUACAAAUGGAUAGCCUAUGAUGUUCAUUCUUCUAAGGAUGCCCCAAGCCUUCUGAUCCAUUUUAUAAACAUGUUUCUUUUCUCCUACUCGGGGAAAGUUAUUAAUGCACUUUAUACUGGGCAGAAAAAAAUUCAGUGCUUUCUGGUAGUGGUUGCAAUACUGUGUGUUCCAUGGAUGCUGAUUUUUAAGCCAUUGUUACUUCGUCAUCAGCAUUUAAAGAGGAAGCAUUUGGAAGGGCAGCCUGUGGAGGCCCCAGUCAGUCCAGUCCAGAACGAGCAGGGACUAGAAGCAGCAGCGGCUGCAACAGGAACUCACAACUUUGGUGGGAUCAGGGUGGGCAACGGACCGACUGAGGAGGAUGCUGAGAUUAUUCAGCAUGACCAGCUCUCCACCCAUUCAGAGGACGCAGAUGAGCCUACGGAGGAUGAAGUGUUCGACUUUGGUGACAUCGUGGUGCAUCAGGCCAUCCACACCAUUGAAUAUUGCCUGGGCUGCAUCUCUAACACAGCCUCCUAUCUUCGACUCUGGGCCCUCAGCCUUGCUCAUACACAACUAUCUCAUGUGCUCUGGAAUAUGGUGAUGCGUAUAGCCUUCCAUCAGAAAAAUAUAGGAGGAAGUUUUGUCCUAGUCUUCUUCUUUUUAGGAUUUUCUGUGUUGACUGUUGCCAUCCUCCUAGUAAUGGAAGGCCUUUCUGCUUUCCUCCAUGCUUUAAGGCUGCACUGGGUUGAGUUCCAGAAUAAGUUCUACGUUGGGACUGGCAUCAAGUUCGUCCCCUUCUCCUUUGAACACAUCCGUGAAGGGAAGUUUGACGAAUGAGCAGUGGCCCAGGCCGUCACGAUUGAUAUGCCCCAUCCCCCACCAUGAUGCUUAGCUCUUCUCUCCAGUCCAUGUGUGUGUUGUGAUCCCCGAGACCUGGCUACCCCUGAAGCUCUCUGGCCAUCGAUGGAAGUCAUGUAGACUGUGAUUGCUCCCCUGUUCCGUUCCUGCUCCCUCCAGUUUUGUGUUCGUGAAGAGCAGCACAGCCAUGGUUCUGAUGUAGCUCCUGAGCAGAGAGCCCAGUUACCUUCCCAGCCUCCUGCCUGUUAGACUCUAGAGAGGCAAUGGCGGAAGACUCUUCCCUCACCUUUCCCAAUCUGUGAUUCACUACCCUUCUUGCUUUUGUACCCAAGCAGCUGGAACAGCUGUUAGGGAGAGUUGACAUAAUUUUUCCCCUUCUCCUCUUAUUACAUGGAGGGAACAAUAGAUUCCCGCUCCUGAUAUGUGUGCCCUAUACCUUUAACAAGAAUUAAUGGAGGAAUUCCCAAAUCUCAGAAGGAAAAACUUCCCAUAAACUCAUCACCAGAUGUGGGAAGAUGGAGAUUUCGUUCCUCCCUCCUAGAGCCCUUCAGCCAUGAACCUUUAGAGGUUUUGUUGCAAUCUGGAGCUCAAAUGGAGCAGAAAGAGGGUAGGAGUGGCCUGGGCCUACGACCAAGAACUCCACCCUCUUGACUCCCAGAAAUACACGUGUCCUAAGGAGGUUGUUUUACCCAGAUUUCUAAAUCCCUCCCCUCCACACACAUUUGCCAUCCCUCUACUAGGUUCAAAGUGCAGAAAAGGAAUUCCUCAGGGCAAGAAUCCUUGCUUUCUGCUUAACCCACUGGGAUCUCCUUCUCCCCACUACCCCCAUCUCUUUACUGCUUUGGAGGUAUGGGGACAGCUGAACACUUAUUUUGCACUGAGAACCUGUUUGGAACUGGAGUAGAGCCCCAAAGAUCCUAACUCCUUUCCUCUACAAUCAUGCUAUUUUGGUAUGAACUAUGGCCACCCACCCUGAUUCUGUUGGUAGGGCUGGUGGACCUGCCUUGUUUCUCAGAAAUCUUGUCCCUGUCUCUUCCCACUAUUUCAGAAAUGGCUAUAGUUGAGCAUGGAAAGUGGUGCCAGGGAAGGGUUGCUAAAUGGAGAUCAGUGAACUAUAUACCUCUGGAGGAUAUGUUCCCCCCUUGACCCACACUAGGCCAUCAGAUUUAUGGCCUUUUAAUCAUGUGUUGGCACAGUGGCCCCAAUAGCCAUGACAGUUGUAGCUAAAUUGGCAUCUGUCCUCAUAUGUUCCCUAAAUUGGCUAACGGUAUCUUUGCUAUCACCCCCAACCUUUACAAAUAAAUGAAGUUAGGGAAUUCUUCUGACCGCUGCCCUCUCUCCCAGGUAGUGAGAGGGUAUCUAAGUUUGGGACAUGUGACCACAACUCUGAAGGAAGAUGGCUGGGGUAGAGGAGAGACUGGUUCUAUUUCCCCAAGGAAAAGCAGUGCAUGGGCCGAAAAGGCUGGUAUUGAAGAAUGAGGAUCAGGGGAAACUUGGUUCUUUGUGUGUUGGCUCCUGUGGCCUGCCUCAAUUCCUUGUGCACAGUGUUCCUCUACCCAUCCUGAACCUUGUUUAUGUGUGUUAACAGUAGGGUUUGUUUAAAAUGGAAUCAUCUAAAGGGAAGCUUUGUGCAAGGGCUCUCUGCAAACAUACAUGCCUGUGCUGAAUAAA
Gracilinanus agilis (Agile Gracile Mouse Opossum) is the source of this 4441-nucleotide messenger RNA. RefSeq names its product ATPase H+ transporting V0 subunit a1 (gene ATP6V0A1). The transcript has 23 exons. Bases 140 to 2749 code for a protein of 869 amino acids. Gene Ontology annotation, biological process: proton transmembrane transport; vacuolar acidification. NCBI's taxonomy places the organism in Eukaryota, Metazoa, Chordata, Mammalia, Didelphimorphia, Didelphidae. Gene Ontology annotation, cellular component: plasma membrane; vacuolar proton-transporting V-type ATPase, V0 domain; vacuolar proton-transporting V-type ATPase complex. Gene Ontology annotation, molecular function: ATPase binding; proton-transporting ATPase activity, rotational mechanism. The record is from RefSeq and is a predicted model, not a curated record.